This is a messenger RNA of Heterobasidion irregulare TC 32-1, 288 nucleotides long. RefSeq lists its product as uncharacterized. NCBI's taxonomy places the organism in Eukaryota, Fungi, Basidiomycota, Agaricomycetes, Russulales, Bondarzewiaceae. The record is from RefSeq and is a predicted model, not a curated record. Bases 1 to 288 code for a protein of 95 amino acids. The transcript has a single exon.
AUGUACACAUUCACGACGAACCGACGAGCGUACAAUGAUCUCAUCCAUCUAUGUAUCAUAGCUUUCUUUCUUCUCUUGAGUAGAGAGGAGCACACCCCCUAUACCCCAUCAUCACAUGAUUCCUACACACGCAUGCUGAUUCGCUCUCUUGUCUAUCAUCACCGUCCUCCUCGUACUCUACUUGGUCUUAUAAUGGGCCCUUCGUUCUCAUUUGUCACUCCAGCGUUCCCUUCAUUCACCGACAUGCUUUCGUUCCACGCCGGUGUUUUAUCGUACAUGGACUGUUGA